AUGAAGCUCAUGACCUUUGCCUUGGUGCUCUUGGCCGCGGCAUUCGCCUCUUCGGCCUCCAUCCCACUUCACGAGCCGCGCGGCAUCGAGCAUGCAUCCCCACACGGCGGGAGAGUCAAGGCAAUACCGUGGGACGAAGCAGUCCAGAUCAUGAAAACACCCCCGGGUGGUUUUUGCGGCAAGGUCUCCUCGCUUGACACUAACGCCACCGAAGCCCAGCCCCGGCCCAAGUGCGCCAACACGACCAUCCGACCCGAGUGGAACCGCAUGGCCGAUGCCGACAAGCUCUCGUACGUGCGAGCCGUCAAGUGCUUGAUGGACACGCCGCCUCUGGGCGUCUGGGGCGAGAAUGCGACGAGGAGCAUCUGGGACGAGGUGGCGUGGGUCCAUGACCAGCUCAACGUGCGCAUCCACGGCGUCGACACGUUCCUGCCUUUUCACCGCUUACGCCGGGCCGAUGCCCUGGUGGCGCGAGACCAACUACACGGGCCACUUCUCCGCCUCUGGUUUUUUACGGCUGACUACUUUGGCGCGCUGCCCCCGUUGUCCAAGACGGGCGACGGGACGUGCAUCACAGACGGCGCAUUCGCCAACUUCACCGUCCGCUCCCCGGACCCGAACCACUCGUCGUGCCUCUCCCGCGGCGAGACCAAGCAAACGACCGACGAAGCGACGACGGCGAUGCUCGAUCUGUGUCAUGGUGAUGCCACCACCGAGUACACACAGCACCGCCGCUGCGUCGAGCAGACGAUCCACGCCGUCAUGCACGAAGGGAUUGGCCCCACUAUGUGGCUGCUUGCGACGUCGCCCAACGAUCCCGUCUUUUUUCUGCAUCAUGGUUUUGUGGAUUGGCAGUGGAAGCGCUGGCAGGAUGCUGCUCCAGGCCGCUCUAUGACGAUCACUGGUUGUGCCGAGUAUCCCGCUGACGGCAGCCCGUGCAUCCCCUUGACCCGGGACACAGUCUUGACAACGAUGGGUCUGAUCCCCGACAUGACGGUCGGGGAUGUGCUUGACACGGAAAACGAUGUCAUGUGCUAUACCUACGAUGAGUUUUGA
Molecule: messenger RNA, 1056 nt
Organism: Parathielavia appendiculata
Lineage: Eukaryota; Fungi; Ascomycota; Sordariomycetes; Sordariales; Chaetomiaceae
Product: Di-copper centre-containing protein
Exons: 4
Coding region: 1-1056 (351 amino acids)
Molecular function (GO): oxidoreductase activity
Source: RefSeq, a predicted model, not a curated record